AUGUGGACGACCUCCAGCGGCUUGAGUGGUCGGCCACUCCGGCUGAGCAUCACCUUCGCGGCUGUCGUUGGUUUCUCGCUGUUCGGCUAUAACCAAGGCAUGAUGGCCGGUCUCCUGAACGGUGACGAGUUUGUUAGCUCUUUUCCUAUCCUCGCAAUGCCUGAAAACCCGACUGCAUCUGAAAAGCACUAUAUCGACGUUAUCCGCGGUGCUGUGACAUCGUGUUAUGAACUUGGCUGCUUCUUCGGCGCUAUGUUCUCUAUGUUUUUCGGCGACAGACUCGGCCGCACCCGUCUCAUCUGUCUGGGCGCCAGCGUUUUGAUUCUGGGUGCUCUGAUCACAUCCGUUUGCUAUACCGGUCAUUGGGAAGUUGGUCAGUUUGUUAUCGGCCGUGUGGUGUCAGGUAUUGGAAAUGGAUUGAACACGGCCACAAUCCCGGUUUGGCAAUCGGAAUGCUCUGGUGCCCAUAACCGUGGCUUCCUGGUCUGUUUCGAGGGCGCAAUGAUUGCUGGUGGCACUUUCAUUGCUUACUGGGUGGUCUUUGGUCUUUCACACGCUCUGGACUCGGUUCAAUGGCGAUUCCCCAUAGCCCUUCAGAUCUUCUUUGCUUUGAUCGUGGCUGCUGGUGCCAUAAUGCUGCCGGAUUCUCCAUCGUGGUUCGCAAAAAUGGGCCAUGACAAAGAAGCCUGUGAGGUUCUUGGUAAAUUGAAGGGAGCGUCUCCUGACUCUGAUGAGGUGCUUCGCGAUUUCAACUUCUUGAAAACGGAUAUCGAAUCGUCUAAAAACACAGAAGCAAGUUGGAAGACUGUCUUCACAUUUGGAAAGACACAGGAGUUUCAACGUCUUCUCAUCGGUUGCUCUGGACAAUUCUUCCAACAAUUCACAGGCUGUAACGCCGCUAUCUAUUAUUCCACGCUUCUCUUCCAAGAGAAUCUUGGCAUGGAAAAAUAUCUUUCUCUGAUUAUGGGUGGUGUGUUUGCAACGGUUUAUGCGUUAGCAACUAUCCCAUCCUUUUUCAUGAUCGAAAAGGUUGGCCGCCGAAACCUUUAUUUGAUCGGUUUCCUGGGCCAAGGGCUCAGUUUCGUUAUCACAUUCGCUUGUUUGAUUAAAGAAACCGAACAAAACUCCAAGGGUGCCGCCGUUGGAAUCUUCCUCUUCAUCACUUUCUUCGCGUUCACUCUCCUGCCAUUACCCUGGAUCUAUCCACCCGAGAUCAACCCUCUCCGUACUCGCACGAUCGGUGCAUCCGCUUCGACGUGCACGAAUUGGAUUUGCAAUUUCGCCGUGGUCAUGUUCACUCCACUUUUCGCCGGCCAGAGUCCAUGGGGAGUUUAUCUCUUCUUCGCUCUAUUCAACUUUGUGGGCCUGAUCUUUGGAUUCUUCUUCUAUGUCGAAACCGCUGGGCGUGAACUCGAGGAGGUCGACAUCGUUUAUGCUAAAGCUCAUGUGGAAGGAAAGAUGGCAUGGAGAGUUGCCAACGACUUGCCUAAGCUUACCUUCGAAGAGAUCACUCAGUACUCUCGCGAGCUGGGCCUGGAUACCAAUGAUCAUGGUGUGCAUGAGAAGAAUGAGGCUGGCCUCAGUAGUGAGAGUGACCAGAAGGUCGAUGAGGUUCAGGAGAAGUAG
Messenger RNA from Penicillium alfredii, 1626 nucleotides. RefSeq names its product glucose-inactivated glycerol proton symporter STL1 (gene mfsA). The transcript has a single exon. Gene Ontology annotation, molecular function: carbohydrate:proton symporter activity. Gene Ontology annotation, cellular component: membrane. Lineage: Eukaryota; Fungi; Ascomycota; Eurotiomycetes; Eurotiales; Aspergillaceae. The coding region runs from base 1 to 1626 and encodes 541 amino acids. The record is from RefSeq and is a predicted model, not a curated record. Gene Ontology annotation, biological process: transmembrane transport; carbohydrate transport.